Molecule: messenger RNA, 1594 nt
Organism: Wasmannia auropunctata (little fire ant)
Lineage: Eukaryota; Metazoa; Arthropoda; Insecta; Hymenoptera; Formicidae
Gene: RabX5
Product: ras-related protein Rab-34
Exons: 8
Coding region: 709-1518 (269 amino acids)
Molecular function (GO): GTPase activity; GTP binding
Source: RefSeq, a predicted model, not a curated record
UUCCGGAUCGAUUGGCGACUGAUUUAACCGCGGUGGAAUCAUUAGAAUCAUUAGAGUAAGCUUUUUUCCGAUUUACGUGACUCACUGUCGCUGAUUUAAUUUUCCACACAAAAAAUUAGUGAAUUUCCAUCUUAACGGAAUAACAACUGGAUUAAAAUUGAUUAUUUGCUCGUUAUUGUCAACAAUAUAAAAUUUGAAUUAGGUUAUAAAGACGAUUUGAGCUCGUCUUUGACCAAAUUUUAUUAAUGUUAAUAACUAUAUAGAUUACUUGAUAUUUAAGUUGCCAAUUAAAAGCUAAUUGGAAAUUAAUUCAAUCAGCAGAAUUUUCUGAAGCAAAAAAACUCCGAAUUUGUCGUCUCUGCAAUCUGAUGGAGAUCAAAUUCGGACGCGGCAUGAUACACACACGUUAUUUUCCACAUACAAUUACGCGCCCGUAUACGAGUCUCCCCUAUGCACGUGUCACAAGCGAACACCUGCCGCAGCAACCAAUGUUUUUUGUUUACCAACUCGAGUGCGGAAUCAAUCGUGUACGUCCCUACUCCACACCGCGGCGGACGCCCAUCAGUCUCUCAUGGACAGUGUUCAAUAACAUCGUACGAAAAAAAAAGUAUCAACAACAUGCGACGCAAAACUUACAGCUACGCAUUUGCAAUGAAAAAGCGUGUCCUUGCUUCGCUUUCUUGAGCGUUUGAUUUCGAAAGGAGCGAUAUGUUGGAAACGCGCUCCGCGAUUUACAAAAUGAUGAAGAAAGAGGCACACGAUGAGAGGCAGAUAACCGAUUGGCCGCCACCGUUCUCGUCCGAGGCCACGCCGUACAACGAGAGUGAUUUCGGCAGCUUGGUCAGACGUACUUGCGAGAGCAAGAGCUUGACUCUCCGUAUCUCCAAGGUGAUCGUCAUCGGCGACGUCGCCGUCGGCAAGACAUCGCUGGUGAAUCGCUUCUGCCACAGGCUCUUCGAUAACAAUUACAAGGCCACCAUCGGCGUGGACUUCGAAGUGGAGCGAUUCGACAUCCUCGGCGUGCCUUUUCACUUGCAAAUAUGGGAUACCGCGGGGCAGGAAAGAUUCAAGUGCAUAGCGGCGUCUUAUUAUCGCGGCGCUAAUGUAAUUAUGGUCGUUUUCGACCUGGGGAACCUGAUGUCGCUGUUGCACUGCCAGCAAUGGUUGAACGAGGCGAGCCGCAGCAACAUUGGUCAUCAUCACAUUUUUCUAGUCGGCGCUAAGAAAGACUCAUUAUCUCACCCGGUGUACGAGAUAAUCGAGAAACGAGCGGUCGAGGCGGCGAGGAGGAUGCGGGCGGAAUAUUGGGCGGUCUCGUCGAGAACGGGCAACGGGGUGUCCGAAUUGUUCACGCGGGUCGCCGCGCUCUCCUUUCACGCGAUGGCCCUGCGGGAGAUGCAGAGCCUGAAGCUCGAGCCGAUCAACAUCGGCUUGGCGACGACAAUCACAUUGAAGGGGCAUUCGAGGACCGAGAUGAAGCGACACAGACCGCCGAAAUGCUCCAGAUGCCCGACGUGACGGCGGAAUUUUAUAAAUAUGAUGAAAUAUGAUAAAUAACGAACGACAAGAAAUAGGAAAGGGAGUAAAUAAAAAC